UUUCUUUCAGUUCCUGGAAGUGUAUAUUCAGCGCAGUAUCAAGAACAUCAUUCUCUCAGUUUUCGUGCUAAAGUAUUAUUAUUUGUGAUGGCAUGCGAAGAAAAUGAUUCGGCUGCGUUGUCAGAGCAUAUCUCAUCUCUAAAUUGUGAUGAUAGCGGAUCAUGUUCCAAGGAAAUCGGCGAAUCGUCUGCUGUCGAAGAGUCUGAAGAUCCAGAGAAUUGCAACUCAGCUGACAGUACAGAUGACAAUCAGAAGAUUCAUACAGAGGAAGCAUGCGCAACUGAAAUAGACAAGGAUAAUGAAGAAACCUCGUCUAGUGUAAAAGAUAAAACUACUAUUAGAGCUGAUUCAACCAAAGAUACUGAUCAAGAUUUUUCUGGAUCCAGCUCCCAAGGGAUAGGGGAGUUAAAUGGUGAAGAUUUAUCAUAUGCGUCUGUAAUUUUUUCGACUUUUACUUCUGGAAUUCCAAAUGAAGAAGAAAAUGAUGAAGACGAAUGA
This is a messenger RNA of Argiope bruennichi, 498 nucleotides long. RefSeq lists its product as uncharacterized. The coding region runs from base 88 to 498 and encodes 136 amino acids. The transcript is spliced from 4 exons. The record is from RefSeq and is a predicted model, not a curated record. NCBI's taxonomy places the organism in Eukaryota, Metazoa, Arthropoda, Arachnida, Araneae, Araneidae.